Clupea harengus (Atlantic herring) is the source of this 3641-nucleotide messenger RNA. It is a transcript of the gene zmat4a, whose product is annotated as zinc finger, matrin-type 4a. NCBI's taxonomy places the organism in Eukaryota, Metazoa, Chordata, Actinopteri, Clupeiformes, Clupeidae. Gene Ontology annotation, molecular function: nucleic acid binding; zinc ion binding. The record is from RefSeq and is a predicted model, not a curated record. Gene Ontology annotation, cellular component: nucleus.
UGAGAGAAGUUUAUGCACUAGCCUUCUUACCUGACCAUCCGGUGUAUUUUACACGGAGUUACCUGCUAGCACAUUGUUUAAACAGUCUAGCCACCGAGCAUUUCAUCGUUUUUGAAUUGCCACAUUUGAUACUGCCAAAGUAGAGUCUCUCUGGAUUAUUACUGUCUCGGAGACCAAAAUUUGCAAGUGGUCGUCUACCUUUUUACUACUUGUUUCGUGAGUACAUUUCUUAGCCCCCUGUGGACACGACAGAGAACAAUAUCAGAUAAGAGCAAUAGCAAUGCAUACUGUGAACUGUGUCGUUAACACUUUCAUGUACUGGUGGUAGCCUGGCUUGUUGAAGAAAGAGUGAAGAAGCUCCGCAAAACUACUACUGUCUGCUGGCCAAUGAGGCAACAGCGGGGCGGAGAGCCGUCUGCAAUUGUACUACAGGACUGCAGGCAGCUGCAUGAAGCUAGCAUCUUCAAUUCUCCAUAAGCGUCUCGCUCAUCUGGUCAAUGGAUUACACAGUUUCCCUUCAAGUUCAACAUCAGCUGACAGUGUUUCCAACGCACUUGUACCAGGGUUACAGUUUGGAGUUACAGGAUGUCAAUGAGGAGGCGGCUGGGAUGGAGAAUCUCUCAGAGGAUGGGUUAACUAAAGCCUUAUGUAUGAAGUCGACAGAAGUGGACCAGAGUCUCUUCACAGACAGCUACUGCAAGGUGUGCAGCGCACAGCUCAUUUCCGAGUCCCAGAGGGUUGCCCAUUAUGAGAGCCGAAAACAUGCGAAUAAAGUCCGACUGUACUACAUGUUGCACCCGGUGGAUGGAGGUUGCCCAGCUAAGAAGCUCAGAACAGACAACGGAAGCGAGGACGGCGACGUUGACAAGAACAAGUGUUGCACUCUGUGCAACAUGUCCUUCACCUCGGCCGUGGUAGCACAGUCCCAUUACCAGGGAAAGAUCCACGCCAAGAGACUAAAACUGCUACUGGGGGAGCAGCCUGCCAUCACAGCCAAAGAGGUGCCACCGAGUCCUGUGAAGACCCCCUCGGAAGCCUCGCCAAUGGCCUCGCCCCGGCAGCGCCGAGACUCGGACCGCUACUGCCAGCUAUGCAACGCGUGGUUCAACAACCCUGGCAUGGCCCAACAGCACUACGACGGCAAGAAGCACAAGAAGAACGCCGCCCGCGCUGACCUCCUGGAGCAGCUGGGCAAGACCCUGGACAUGGGAGAGAUGAAAGGUCUCAAGCGCAGCUACACCUGUGAUGUCUGCACCGUAACGCUGAACUCGGUGGCGCAGUACCACGCGCAUCUGCAGGGCUCCAAGCACCAAAACAACCUAAAGAAUCAGUUGUGUGUCCAGUGAAUCUAGACAAGAACCAACGAUUGGAUUGAUGUCAGACAAGCUGUGGUCGGCUUGCCCCGCUGUUCCUGCCUCUUCCUAUAUCUCUGAUAUUCUUUUCAUCUUUUCAUUCUCUCUGUCUCUGUCUAUCUUUCACCCUCUCUCUCUCUCUCUCUCUCUCUCUCUCUCUCUCUCACUAACUACAGACACAUGUGCACAUCUCUUUCUAUUAUACAUUUGUCUAUUUAUGAUCAUACCAGUGCAGAGAAUGGAAGGAUUCUCAUUUCCAUUUAAUCAGCUCUCUUCGUUCACUGCAGUCUCCCCUCCAUUCCUCAGAUGCAGUAUUCAUUAUGACUCCCAGAUACUCAGCAAUAUAUUCAUUGCCCUGCAUUCUACAGAGGAAAGGGCAUGCAAGACUACCUAAAUGUCACUGUAAGGGUGAAUUGAUAAAUUGUAUGGUACCUCCAUUCCAAUCUAUCACUACACAUUUGCCAUUUUCCAUACUUAUUAUUUUGCACUAUAAUGGGUUUGGCAAUAUGUGUACGUAUUUUCGUAUUUCAAACUUUUUUCAGUUUUUAUUUCUUUGUACUGUGUUUGACUGAAAUAUGGGAGGAUCAACACAAACAGUACAUCAACAUGCACAACACAUAGUUACCAUCUUAACCACACAAAUAUACAGUAGCAUUUCAGCCACCACUUCCAACAUCAAGUUAUUUGAAUAUUAGGAGAUAAUCUGUUUAAUUUGAGCUGCUAAAUGUUUGCUUAAAGAUGUGCUACUGGGUAUUGCAGAUUGCACUGUAGAGACAGAUACGAAUUACUGCACUCAAUGGCGAUAAUUAGUAUUUGGGCUGUAAUAAUUGAUUUCUGAUGGAAUAAUAUUUCAGCUCAGUUCAGCAGUUAGAAGAGUGUGACAAAACUGCAAAUUACCAGGCACUCUGAAAUGCAAUAUGACAUAACUGAGAGAUGAGGAGAUGAAAGCAGUUUGACUGUGGGAAGGGUUCCUUUUUUCUAUUUUUUUCUUUUUCUUUUUGGGGGUUUUGCAAUACAUCUAAGGGAUCUUGUUUUCCUGCUCCUUGAUCUUGGACCAACAGACCACCAAAAUCUACAGUGACUAAUGACUUUAGGUUAUGCUCGCCAUCCGCUGUUUGUCUCAGGGAGGUUCCUUUGGUUAACAAGGACAUUUUUCUGUGCCGAUUCGAAAUUCACAUGCAAUGCUUGUGUGACUUCUAAAGAGCAGUCAUAUUCGAGCAAAGCAUUGUGGAAAAAGUAAGCGUUCCAAUUUUUUUUUCAAUGCCUCUGCAAGUGUUAUAUCUGUAAAAAAAGAGAGUUAGCAGAAAAUGCAUUUGUCAAACACAUAGUCUUUAAAGCCACCACUGUAAAACCAACGUCUUUUACUACAAAGUCAAGGCACACGGAGCAAAAAGUGAAACUAUUAAUCGUUGUUUUAAUAGGCAUUUGUAUGUGAAGAGAAUUAUCAGAGUAUUUAUGUUUGCAAAUGAAGAUAUAUACUGUACUUAGAGGAUACAUUUAUUUAUUUUGCUGGAUUCACAUAAAAGUUACAGGUAGCAACUGCCUUUUCAUGUGUACUAUAUUUGAAGUAUGGUGUGAUUUUAAUUCUGAUUUAUUUAUUUGUUUCUAUGUUUGGGAAGAUAUCACACACACACAUUACUAUGAUGGGCAUUGUCUUUUUACCAUUUUCUCUUCCCUAGCUUUAAAGGACUAAUUUUCUUAAGCAUCAACCUGACGUGUUUAUAGGGAACAGAGAGUGAGAUUCACCUACAGUUUAUAGGCAACAUUCAUCUACCGUUCAUCUACAGCCAUCCAUUCCCAUCCGUGAUCCACUGAAAACCAUCUGAACAACCCAGAACCAGGGACCUUUUCUGAUGGCCUCAGUCAAAAACUCAAUGUAUAUACUGUUUUUAAAAAGUACUCGAAGUGCACGAAUCAGUUUGUUGAUGUACUGCAACUGUCAAUUCAGUGUAUGACUUUUACUACCUGAAGGGGCCAAAUUCGAAGAGGUGGAUUCUCACACAAAUGUAUAUGUACUGGCCAGGCAAAACACAGAAAGAAAGAAAAAAAAAGAUGAAUUCACAUGUGUCUCACAUUUCUAGUGACCUUAUUUCAUGUUGUGGCGCAUUUUUGCUGUGGCUUGGCCAGGAUUUUUUUUGUUUUUUUGUUUGUCUUGGCAUCGCAUUAGAACUAGGGACUUUCUCCAUUGACACAGAGGAAGACCAUCCCUCCUGCCACCCUCCCCUCUUCUUUGUGCUCUGGGUUAUGUCUAAUGUGUCCUCUGGAAAAAUAAAAGACAUUUGCAACCCG